GCCCAAAGCGGUCAGUGGAGGGUCAAAAGUGAGGCGGCGCAAGACCCGGUUUGGCCCGAAGCCGGCGGGCCGCGCCAACGCAUUCAGGAGGUUCGAUGCAAAGGCCUCAUCACGGAAUGGCGGGGCUACAUGGGCUGGAUCGCACCCCUUUCCAAGAUUGAUCAUGAUCAGGCCUCCAGGCAUUGGGGCUUAAUUUACGUGAGCCAGCGGGAUGUGGUUGCGCUGGGCACUGCGAUGCCAUGGAUGCGGGCAGGGCGCAUUGUGGAUUUUUUUGUUUAUUCUGAUGGCGACGGCUUGGGUGCCGAAGAGGUCCGAGCUCUAUCACCGCUGCGUGUAACCUUGACCCACGCUGAGGCUCGCGCGCUACUCCGCCAGGGCAACCCGCAGCGGUGUGAGUACCUGAUGGAUUCUGAGCAUUACUUAAACUUGAUGCAAGACCAUCUCGGAGUGCUGGUCAGGAAAUACUCCUGGCCUCUGCCAUUCGUGACUUUGGAGCUUUGGGGGCUAGCGGAGGAUGUGGCUUCUGCAGCCUUGCGCUACUGCAGCUCUGCUGGAGGCGCAGAACACCGGCGACUGCAGCUCCUGCUGCCCGAGGACCGGGUUGCCCAGGUGGAGCAUCUUCCAGGCAAACCUAAAGUUUCCACACAUGCUGUGGUGCAAACGCCAGUUCCCUGCCGAAGUCUUGUGAUGGAGUCCUCUGAAGCGGAAUGCCAGAAGGCUGUUGUAGCCUUCCUCCUUGCCAUGGAGGGGCGGAUGGACUCAAGGCGGCGACCUAGUGCGGUGCAGAAGCGUGUUGGCUAUGGCGCCGCGGUCACUACGCCCGCUGCUGGGGAUGACCUUGAACGAAAGUUUCAACUCUUGCGCAGUGUGGGCGAAGAGUGUCAGACCGAGCCAGAGCUUCGCGAGCUGCUCGCGCGAAAGAAAGACUUCAUUCUUUACGAUGGGUUUGAGCCCUCAGGGCGCAUGCACAUUGCGCAGGGCCUCUUCAAAGCUAUCAACGUGAACAAGUGUACAGAAGCUGGUGGAAUUUUCAAGUUCUAUGUUGCAGAUUGGUUUGGGCUAAUGAAUGAUAAGAUGGGUGGAGAUUUGAAGAAAAUCCAGGACACCGGCAUGUACUUUGUACACGUGUGGAAAUCCUGUGGCAUGAAAAUGGAAAACGUGCGCUUUGUUUGGACUUCACAGUUCAUCGAAGAGAAUGCAAAGGAGUACUGGACGAAGAUGUUGGACAUCAGCCGGGUCACCUCCCUGCUACGAGUCAAGAGGUGUUGCACCAUCAUGGGCCGUGAAGAGGGAAAUCUCACGGCAGCACAGAUCUUGUAUCCACUAAUGCAGUGCACAGACAUCUUCCUGCUCCGUGCUGAUGUUUGCCAAUUGGGCCUGGACCAACGCAAGGUGAACAUGCAGGCUCGCGAAUAUUGUGGGUCUGUCGGCAUCAAGCACAAACCGAUCAUCCUGUCGCACCACAUGAUGAUGGGUUUGAAGGCUGGUCAAGCCAAGAUGUCCAAGAGCGAUCCAGAUUCUGCCGUUUUCAUGGAGGACACACCAGAAGAUGUCCGACGCAAGAUCACCAACGCAGCCUGCCCACGCGAGAAGGAGAAAAAGACCUCCAAGCAGAGCGAGCUCACGGGUGAGACGGGGACGGGGGACGAGUGGGUGCUGAACAAUCCCGUGAUCGAUUACAUCCGAUACCUGGUCUUGGAGAAUGCGAAAGGUCGCGGCACCAUCAUGGUCGAUGGCCAUACGUACGAUGAGGCUGAUACUUUGGAGCGUGAUUUCGUCGAAGGACGACUCUCGGAGGAGGGUCUCAAGAAUGCUUGCAUCGAGAAACUGAAUGCCAUCAUGCAUGGUUGCCGGCAACAUUUUGCUGAGGACAAGGAGGCUUCUGACCUGGUGGCGCUGGUAGAGCAGCACAAGGCAGAGGUGCAGCGCGAGAAGGAAAGCGGUGAGGUGCGGCCAGCUCCACUCCGGAGCCUCCAAGUCUUCGAGGCUCCCGUCCAAAGCGCCGGCCUCGUCUUCGCCCCGCGGCCGGGCCCCGACGUCGUGGUCACGGCCGAGGCGACGCUGGCGGCGCUGCGGGGCCUCGUGCGAGCCCAGAGGCAUGAGAAGGUGGUUCUUUGGUGCGAAGACUGGUCAUGCAUAGCCCUGGACAAGAUGAGUGGCGAUGUCAAGGCCAUCCGGGCCUACUAUGACAUUCUGGCAGAAUCUGUGAAAAAGCUUGCAGCCGAAGUUAAGGUCGAGUUUGAGGUGAAGGUCCAGUCUGAGGAGAUCCUCCGUGACCCAAACAUGUACUGGAUCAGCGUCAUCGACGCUGGGCGGCGCAAGCGGAGGCAAAGUGUAGGGGAAGGUGAGGAGCCUAUGAUUGGCUUGGAGGAGGUUGCCGCGCACCUGCCCGAGACUCUGACAGAGAGUGGUCAAGUUGUUGCCUCGCUCAUGCAUGUGGCUGAUGUGGUUGCCUUGUGCCGCGGGGUACAAUGUGCUACCAUCUACACAGACGAGCACCUCCAGAAGUAUCACCAGCUGGCAAGAAGUUACAUCCAGGAGAGCUUCAGCAGUGGAGCUCACUCUGGUCAGGUUUGUGUGUGCGACAUAGAUGCGGAGAGAGCUCGGGCUCCUAAUCUGUCGCUGGUUCUCGGUGAGGGUGAGAGUCUUUGGAACGGCAAGAUGAAGAAGAGCUAUUGUCUCGAAGGCGAACUCGAAAACAACCCCCUAAUGGAUCUGCUCGACUUGUUGCUGAAAUGCAGCCUGCUGGACAGCGGAAGGCCACUGUUGGAAGUGAGACAGAAGGCAGAGCACGGCGGAGACAAAGACUACGCCUCCUUCAAAGACGUCGAGGAGGCUUUUGCUCGCAAGGAACUCCAUCCUUCGGCCUUCAAGCCUGCUGUACAGGACGCAGAAGAUACCAAAAAGCAAUCAAUUGCUUCAGACUUGAAAAACCGAAGUCACUUCUUUGUGCAGGAGCGCGCGAAGGCCGCACUGGCACCCUUGAUGCUGCUACCCAAAGAUGCGGCUUUCAAGUGCCUUGGCUCUCCCCAAGCUCUUGGUGCUGGUCGAGUUGACGGUCAUGAUGCCUUCGCUCAGAUCUUAGAUUGCUGCGCAUCUGCGUGUAUGUUGAAGGGCUCUGUGUUUCAGGCCGAUCGUGGCCAUGCCUGUGCCGGGUGCCGGGUGCGGAAGAAGCCUCCAGGGCACGGAAAAGAUGACAAGGUGACGACAGUGUUCGUUGGGGGUCUUCGAAAAAGCACCACUGAAGACAAAGUUAUCGGCCACUUCUCCAAAUUUGGACAGGUGGACAACGUGGACAUCAAACGGCUUCCUGAUGGGACUUCUCGAGGCUUUGCCUUUGUGAAGUUCGUCGACAGGGAAUCCGUUGACAAGGUCAUAGAAGCAAAGUCCAGCCACAUGAUUGACAACAAAUGGGUGGCUGUCAGACCGCAUGGAGGCUCUGCCUUCGCUGCUGUCCUGAUUUGUGUGGGUACAGUGGGCCACCAUUGCUCACGAGUGGGCUAUGCAUUUCCGGAGGCGGAGGAGAUCCGAAAGAAAGAGAAGCAUGAGGACGACUUGCAGCAGGAGGACUAUGAGGAGAAGUGGUCUGAGCGCUACCUGCAGCAGGCUGCUUCGAUGCAGAAGGACGAAGGUGGGGAGGACAGCAAGGAAGGGGAGGCAAUGGGCAUGAACCCCAUGAUGGCCAUGAUGGGGAUGAUGAACCCGAUGAUGAUGGGUAUGAUGAACCCAAUGAUGAUGCGGCCGCCCAUGAUGAUGGGAUGUGGUUGCCCAGGCAUGAUGGGCUGCGGCCUGCCUGGCAUGGCUCCCGGCGCUCCUGGCGCCGCCCCAGCACCUGGUGCUGCACCUGGAGCCCCAGGAUCAACUUCCGAGGCGACACCGGCCCAGAGCAGCAAUUCGCCGGCUGAGGAGAAGGGUGACGGCGCGCCAGCUGCGCCCGCUGGUGCGCCGAGUGCAGGCGGCUGCCCUACAGGCUGCCCCGCUGGCUGCCCUGCUGGCUGCCCUGCUGGCUGCCCCACUGGCUGCCCCAUGGCAGGUAUGGCAGGCUGUCCCAUGAUGGGAAUGCCGUGCAUGGGCGGCUGCCCGAUGAUGGGCAUGGGUGGCAUGCCGAUGGGCUGCAUGCCAGGCUGCAUGCCUGGCAUGUGUGGGGCACCUGGCGGCCCGACUGGCCAAGCUGUUCCAGCUGAGCCAGGGCCGAUCAAGGAAGCUCCGUCGGAGCGCUCUGCACCCUACUGA
Molecule: messenger RNA, 4233 nt
Organism: Symbiodinium pilosum
Lineage: Eukaryota; Dinophyceae; Suessiales; Symbiodiniaceae
Source: the annotation of a GenBank genome assembly